ACAUUGGGUCCACCUCCAAGGCACAGGCUGUAGAUCAUUCUGACCGCUGCUCUUCUCCCAGGAAUCACUUUUUAGGGUUUUCUAAAAGUUUUUUGGGGGCACCUUUACUUUCAAAUUCAAACAAAACAAAAUGGCACCAAAGAAGGACGUAAAGAAACCCGCAGCAGCUGCAGCACCCGCACCAGCACCAGCACCUGCGCCAGCACCUGCACCUGCACCCGCGCCCGCGCCAGCUAAACCCAAACAACCAGCAAUUGAUCUCAAGAGCAUCAAGAUCGAGUUCUCCAAGGAGCAACAGGAUGACUUCAAGGAGGCCUUCCUCCUCUUUGACAGGACCGGUGAUGCCAAGAUCACCCUGAGCCAGGUUGGCGAUAUCAUCCGCGCGCUGGGGCAGAACCCUACAAACGCCGAGAUCAACAAGAUCCUGGGCAACCCCAGCAAAGAGGAGUUGAAUGCCAAGAAAAUUACUUUUGAAGAGUUCCUGCCCAUGCUGCAAGCAGCUGCUAACAACAAAGAGCAGGGUACCUAUGAAGACUUUGUUGAAGGUCUGCGUGUUUUUGACAAAGAGGGCAAUGGCACAGUCAUGGGGGCUGAACUCCGUCACGUACUGGCUACUCUGGGUGAGAAGAUGACAGAAGAGGAAGUAGAAGAACUGAUGAAAGGUCAGGAAGACUCCAAUGGCUGUAUCAACUAUGAGGCAUUUGUAAAGCACAUUCUGUCCGUCUAGGUGGACUUCCCCAGAUAUCAAGUG
Molecule: messenger RNA, 751 nt
Organism: Struthio camelus australis
Lineage: Eukaryota; Metazoa; Chordata; Aves; Struthioniformes; Struthionidae
Gene: MYL1
Product: myosin light chain 1
Cellular component (GO): myosin II complex; contractile muscle fiber
Molecular function (GO): calcium ion binding
Source: RefSeq, a predicted model, not a curated record